AUGGGAGCUAUUCUCCGCGCAUUCACCGUGCUUUCUCUCGUGUAUGAGUUCUGUUCAGCCCAAUACGCGCCGAUAUCGAGAUGGGGCCAGGCUACAGCCCUUGUCGAGGACAUAAUUUUCGUGAUUGGCGGCAGGACAGAUCUGUACAAUUCGUAUUCAUACACGUCCGCACCCGUCAACAACGAUGUACUCUCAUUAUUCCUGUCGUCAUCAUUCAACAUCUCGUCACCGCCAUGGGACUAUGUUGCCGGUUGCUCAAACUGUUCCUCAUCCCAGGCUCCCGCGGUGGUUUGGCACACUCUAUCCGCGGUUAAUACGUCCACGCUUCUGCUCUUCGGCGGAGACCUUGGUACGACUGCACCUGUUCCGGAGAGUGCAGAUUCUGCUGCGCUGGUAGGCAUCAGCAGUGCUCAGACUCCAGUGUGGUAUCUCGAGGCAGAUUCCUGGGCCGACGAACCGAUGCGUCGAAUGUAUCAUUCUUCUUCUUCCAGCGGCGGAAAAAUCUACAUCGUUGGUGGGCUGAAGACGGAUGGGUCUAACAAUGCGUACUCCGACCACUAUGUUUUCGACCCUAAGACACCGUCAUUUACUCAGCUGCCCUCCACGAACGGACCCCCUGACAUCUAUGGCCACGCGUCGAUCGUCCUCUCGAACGGAUGGCUCAUUGUUUUUGGAGGAUACUGUCAGUCAGAGAACACCCUCUUGCCUUUCACCACAGUUUGGGCGAUGGAUACCACACAGUCUACACUCGGCUGGGCUACGUUGUCAGUGUCUAAUGCAAGUGUACCCUCUCCUCGGCGGGGAUUCGCCGCCACUCUUCUGGAAGGAGGGCAGGUCGUUAUUCAUGGCGGAGCCGACGCAGAAAUGCAGACGACACUCAGCGACGGGUGGGUUCUCGACACGACCAGAAGCCCGAUGGUGUGGUCUUCUAUCGACACGUUAUCUCAGCUUGGACCGCGGCGGGAUCAUUUCGCCGUUGGACUAGGUUCUCAGGUUCUGUUUGGGUUCGGGUAUGCCAAUAAUGGUGCUGCCCCUGCCGCGCUUGAGUUGUUCGACCUUCCGUCGGCAUCAUUUGUCUCGACCUAUACGCCUUCUUCCUCUGUGACCAACCCCACGUCACAUACGAUCCCAGGGCCUAGUCCCAGCAGAACAGGUCAGGCCUCAAGUCCAACUGGAUCGUCAGAUCCUCAGCACUCAGGUUCGGGUAGCGGGUCUGGUGGCGCGUCCGGUACAGCAGGUGACGAUCCUCCAAGUUCAACCGGUGGGGCGAACAGUGGUGGCUCAGGAAGCGGUGGAGGAAGCAGCGGUAACGGUAGCAGCAGCGGCAAGCCAUCUGCGCACAGUAGUCAUGCCUCGACCAUCGCGCUAAGCACUGUCUUCGGAGUCCUGGGACUUAUCGCGGGUACCACUGCGGUUACAUGGUACGUCCGGCGGCAGCUUGCACAGGACCGCUUCCAUGCUCUGAGAGGCUCCGACAACGAAAGCAGUCCCGAUGUACUUGUCGCAGGCCGCGAGAAGGCCUUGCCUCAUGUUGUUCAGAACGUGAAGAGUAAGCUUGGAGCUCUCGUUCCCGGCCGCCCCUUGCCACAGCAAGAGCGGCGUGAUAUGCUGGCCGACGAGGAUGCAGUACCGUGGUACAACGUGCGCAGAGACACAAGCAGUGGGCAGUCUUCAAGCAGUUCAGGCGCUCCCCACAGGCAUCACGGUAUCGGGGACUCCCUAAGCGAGUCGUUGGCUUCGCUGCGGUCCGUUGGGGGCACGAUGCUAGCGUAUGCUACUGGAUCGCGCGGCUUGAAGUCGAGAGAAGCUAGUGCAGGAUCUCGGUCGACAGCAUGGUGGGAGGAGAAUUCCUAUACUCCUGUCGCAGACGACGUGGGUUUGAUCAAUGGUGCACCCGUCGGACGAGCCGCAAGACCGCGAGGUGGGCGACAGGCAUCUGAAGCGACAAUAGGAACAUCGUACUCGCAUUACGAGAAUCCAUUUGCCGAUUACGACGUCGAGGAAACCAAAGCGGGCGGAGAUAUAGAUUUGGACAUUGCGGACCACGGAUUUCCGUCUCUCUCAGACCCCCCUCCACCGCCGCUUGCCAACAUCAAAGUCCCACCCACUCCUGUGAACGUGACUCGUCUCUCCCCGCUCUCGGAACAUCCUUCUGUUGCCACAAUUUCCAAUCCUGUGACAACAUCUGACUCGUCUCUCCUCACUGCAUUCAAUGCAGGGCCGAGUUCUACUGAUCAUUCUAGCGGCUCGGCUGAGACUUCCCGUUCCCUGCGUCCUCGACCCUCUUCUAUCCUCGAUGCAAACCCCUCCCCCACGCAGCCGAUGCGCCGCUCAGACAGCUGGUGGACCCGCUUUGCGAAAACACCUCUUCUGGAUCGGCGCUUGAGUGUGGGCAGCAGGAGAGACUCUCCGCGACCGCUCGACUUUCGAGACCCGAACCCGCCACCACGGCUCAUCCCCAUCGAAGAGUCGACGCACACGUACCCCGACUCCCCACCCUCACGGCAGGAGAGUGGCCACGUUCGUGCACGGCUGUACUCGAACACGCAGCACGGGCGCUCCGCGUCGUCCCUGCAGACGUCGAAGACCGCGGACUCGGAGAUGAUUGAGAAAAUGGGGCGCACGAUGGACAUCGCGAUGAACAGCACGCUCACGUCGCAUGCGAGCGGCUCCGGCACCGACUCGCAGAGCUACAGCGACGCGGAUGCCCCUCAGCGCCAGCUGAGCCUCUCGCAGUCUGCUAUGUUCCCUGCCAGCGGCGACGACGAAGUGCUGAAUCCCGUGCAGUCGCCCAUGGAAACGACGGAAGCUGAGGCAUCCCAGUCGAGGCUGCCCGCCCUUCCAGGUCACCCUCAGGUAAGCCCCCCGAAGCGCCUCGCAGCAGGAGGGAACGUUGCUGCGCGUGUGGAGGCUUUUGAGCGGCGCAUGUCGCAGCAGGAGGAUACUGCGCCCUUACGCAUCCGGAAGGACCGUCCGAGCACGUAUGGCGUGGUCCCAAAGCCCUCGCUGUUCGUCGCAAAUCCUGAUCAAAGAAGGUCCGACUCCACAUAG
Molecule: messenger RNA, 3051 nt
Organism: Sparassis crispa
Lineage: Eukaryota; Fungi; Basidiomycota; Agaricomycetes; Polyporales; Sparassidaceae
Exons: 3
Coding region: 1-3051 (1016 amino acids)
Molecular function (GO): protein binding
Source: RefSeq, a predicted model, not a curated record